Agrilus planipennis (emerald ash borer) is the source of this 1887-nucleotide messenger RNA. RefSeq names its product integrator complex subunit 11 (gene IntS11). Lineage: Eukaryota; Metazoa; Arthropoda; Insecta; Coleoptera; Buprestidae. Gene Ontology annotation, cellular component: nucleus. Gene Ontology annotation, biological process: snRNA processing. The transcript has 3 exons. The record is from RefSeq and is a predicted model, not a curated record. The coding region runs from base 51 to 1838 and encodes 595 amino acids.
UAUAUACAGCGGUGCAUAUUUUUAUUAGCGAACUCUUAACUAUAGCGGUAAUGCCUGAGAUAAAGAUUACCCCUUUAGGAGCCGGUCAAGACGUUGGACGAAGUUGCAUUUUACUUUCAAUGGGGGGAAAAAAUAUAAUGUUGGAUUGCGGAAUGCAUAUGGGUUACAACGAUGAACGUAGAUUUCCGGACUUUUCUUUUAUAUGUCCUGAAGGCCCCAUUACUCCCUAUAUAGACUGUGUCAUCAUUUCUCAUUUUCAUUUAGAUCAUUGUGGAGCAUUACCAUACAUGUCUGAAAUGGUGGGUUACAGUGGCCCUAUUUAUAUGACUCAUCCCACUAAAGCAAUAGCUCCAAUACUCUUGGAAGAUAUGAGAAAAGUGUCAGUGGAGAGGAAAGGAGAUCAAAACUUUUUUACCUCACAAAUGAUAAAAGAGUGUAUGAAAAAAGUGAUUGCUGUAACAUUACAUCAAAGUGUGAUGGUAGACAAUGAUUUGGAAAUUAAAGCUUAUUAUGCUGGGCAUGUUCUUGGGGCAGCUAUGUUUUGGAUACGAGUUGGGUCACAAUCAGUUGUUUAUACUGGUGAUUAUAACAUGACUCCAGACCGUCAUCUAGGUGCUGCCUGGAUUGAUAAAUGUAGACCAGAUUUGCUUAUAAGUGAAUCAACUUAUGCAACUACAAUAAGAGAUUCCAAAAGAUGUAGAGAAAGAGACUUCCUGAAAAAAGUUCAUGAGUGUAUAGAUCGUGGAGGAAAGGUUCUGAUACCUGUUUUUGCAUUAGGCAGAGCACAAGAACUUUGUAUAUUACUGGAAACUUAUUGGGAGCGCAUGAAUUUGAAGGCACCAGUAUACUUUGCUGUUGGUUUAACUGAAAAAGCAAAUAACUACUAUAAAAUGUUUAUAACUUGGACUAAUCAGAAGAUCAGAAAAACAUUUGUGCAGAGAAACAUGUUUGACUUUAAACAUAUCAAACCAUUUGAUAGGCAGUACAUUGAUAACCCAGGGCCAAUGGUAGUUUUUGCUACACCAGGAAUGUUACAUGCAGGUCUUAGUUUACACAUUUUUAAAAAAUGGUCAUCUAAUGAAUCCAACAUGGUUAUACUUCCUGGAUUUUGUGUACAGGGCACAGUUGGACACAAAAUCUUAAAUGGUGCUCGCAAGAUAGAGUUCGAAGGCAGACAGAUUAUUGAAGUGAAAAUGUCCGUGGAGUACAUGUCCUUUUCGGCCCAUGCAGACGCUAAAGGAAUUAUGCAACUCAUUCAGUACUGCGAACCACGAAACGUAAUGUUGGUCCACGGAGAACCAGCCAAAAUGGAAUUUUUAAAGGGCAAAAUUAAACAAGAAUUCAACUUGGAAUGUUUUAAUCCUGCCAAUGGUGAAACAUGCGUGAUAAAUACUCCUGUUAGAAUCCCGAUAGAUGUUUCUCUUCCGCUUUUAAAGGCAGAGGCGAAAAAAUUUAGCGCUUUACCAUCAGAGUCAAAAAGGCAAAGAGUUCUGCAUGGUGUACUACUGAUGAAAGACAAUUCCACUUGUCUUAUGGAUGUAGAUGAAGCUUGUAAAGAAGCGGGAAUCACAAGACAUGUGAUUAGAUUUACUUCUACAGUACAUGUAAAUGAUCCUGGACCUGCUAUGGCUACAGCUCAUAAACUACAUCUCUUAAUCAAAGACCGGUUGCCUAUGUGGUCGGUGACGUUUACCGAUGGAUCUAUUUCGUUGGAAUCUGUGUUGGUAAAAGUAGAAGGGGACGACGAAGAACAAAAGAGUGUUUUCGUUUCGUGGACUAAUCAAGAUGAAGGUUUGGGGAGCUAUAUCUUAGGUUUACUUAAUUCCAUGAGCAACUAACAUUUGUAUAAAAUAUGUUAAUUUUUAAGACCAAUUAAUUAAAUAAAGU